UCCUCGAAUCCUUUACAAUUGCACGUAACAGCAUAAUACUGGUAGUUGACAUUAACAAAUCGCAAGCAACGGGUACUCCUCAUCUAUACAACAUGCCAUCAACCGCAGCGCGGAACGAAGGACCAUUUCGGGACAAUACAGACAACGACAACACCUCUUUUUACGACUAUCCACCUCCGAGCCCCCAGAUUGAAAAUCCGUUCGGGGAUGUCGCGGCCAUUGACGACACAGCUUCUACUCACGAAGUAUUUGGAAGGAGAUCCACCGCGGCAGCUGAACCUCGGACAGUAAAUGGCCUGCCAGGAAAACCAGAGCCGGCCCAUGAAGGCGGCAAUGCUACUAAAAACGCUCGACCUCUGUCAAACCACAACCGAUGGUCGAGGGCAAGCCGACAAAGCCAAAACUCCAAUGGAUCAGACCCAAGCUACACUGAUUCAUCAAGACGGCGGUCUAAACUGGCAAUCCAAACUCUUUCCAAGCAGUUUCUCACGAAACUGAAGCCAGUCAGGACUAAUGACAGCGAAACCGGAGGCCAGCUGUCGAAUGACCUGGCUCAAAGCAACGGACGUGUCAUGGGAGUGCCACUCGGCGUCAGCAUCCAGUACGCGCAUGUCGAGCUUGAUUUGGAAGACGGAAUGGGCGCAUCUCUGUCCGAUGGGCGUAUUCCGGUCGUCGUCGGCAGCUGCGGAGAGUUUCUCAAAAAGACAGAAUUUUAUGCCUUCUCACUUGUUGAUCCGAAAAAGAACUUCCUUGCGUCGAAUCCUCUCCUGGAACAGCUUGAGCAGGAAUUCGACAGCCCAGACAGAGGCUACGGUCUUCAACUAAAGUGGGAGCAUCAGAAAAAUGCCGAUCACCAAGCCUCCUACAUACUCCUACGCUAUCUCCUGACGCUACCCGACACAGUUAUCCCCUCCUCCUCUUGUCCGGCAUUUCGCGAGGCAUAUCUCCACCACUCUGGGCACUCUGGGAGCACCAAAGGCCAGGAUUUCGACACCGACGGCCUGUUCCAAGCUUACUACACGCUUCUCGACAGGCUACCGCAGCCGAACAGGAAUCUUCUGUUGUACAUGCUAGAUCUCUUUGCGGCUGCGAUCUCGAGGCAUGGCACAACUAUGCUCAAAAAAGUUGUAAAAAUUUUCCGCAAUACGAUCAUUCGGAGUCCUAGAUCUCUUCGCAGUUCGAACGAGAAGGCACUAAAUGAUGCUAUUCUCAUCUUCUUGAUUCGUUAUCAACAAAAGUUUGUCGAGAAGCGCCGGCAAUCUCAUCGGGGGCGUUAUUCUACCCAAUAAACAAGAGAGCACUGAAGCGGCAAUGGGAAUUGGCUACAAAAUGGAAAGGGAUGGAGUUUUUGAUAGCGGGAAGCGAUGGAGUUAGUCAGGAGGUUUAACUAUACCAAAAUUUCAGAGCAAACGAAAGCAUUCUUCC
Aplosporella prunicola CBS 121167 is the source of this 1425-nucleotide messenger RNA. RefSeq lists its product as uncharacterized. The transcript is spliced from 3 exons. Gene Ontology annotation, cellular component: cell cortex. NCBI's taxonomy places the organism in Eukaryota, Fungi, Ascomycota, Dothideomycetes, Botryosphaeriales, Aplosporellaceae. Bases 93 to 1289 code for a protein of 398 amino acids. The record is from RefSeq and is a predicted model, not a curated record. Gene Ontology annotation, molecular function: GTPase activator activity. Gene Ontology annotation, biological process: regulation of fungal-type cell wall organization; activation of GTPase activity; signal transduction.